AUGCUGCGCACCACCAUCCCUGUGGAGCACUACCUGCAGGGCCUGUGGAGGAACGAGCUGGGCUCCAGCAUGACCCUCUUGGCCCUGAACACAACUGGGACCUUCUUGGGCUUCUACCACACUGCUGUGACAGCCGCCAACAAGCAGAUCCUGCUGUCACCCCUGCAAGGGGCCCAGCAGCACCCCAGUGCCAAGAGACACCCCAUCUUCGCCUUCACCGUGCAGUGGCAGUUCUCAGACUCCACCACCGCUCUUGUAGGCCAGUGCUUUGUGGAUCACAGUGGGAAGGAGACACUGGAAACCACAUGGCUCCUGCGGGAAGAGGUCACAUCCCACAGGGACACCUGGAAAGCCACCAGAUGAGCCCUGCCCUGGCCCUCCCACCCUGCAGCCUUCACUCCCCUCCUCCUGACAUGUGUUCCCUGCACGGUUGGCACCUCCAUCUUCACUUGAAUCAAGCGAUGGGAAAAGGGCCCAGAGCUGCCUGCGACCUGCUGUCCUUCUGCAUCCCCAAAGGCUCUCCACUGUUCCAGUCUCAGGCUGGGCUCCUGCCUGCUCCCAGCAUCCCGGUCAGGAAACACACCCUCACCUUGCCGUGCUUCUUCCCAGUGUCUCCCAGCAACCUGCUGGUGGGGUUGUCCCUUCCCAAACCUUGCUGCUCCCACACGUGGAGCCAAAUAAAUCCUUCUCCAGCUGGCAGAGAG
Empidonax traillii (willow flycatcher) is the source of this 704-nucleotide messenger RNA. Its product is annotated as avidin-like. The record is from RefSeq and is a predicted model, not a curated record. The transcript is spliced from 3 exons. NCBI's taxonomy places the organism in Eukaryota, Metazoa, Chordata, Aves, Passeriformes, Tyrannidae. The coding region runs from base 1 to 363 and encodes 120 amino acids. Gene Ontology annotation, molecular function: biotin binding.